Mycena indigotica is the source of this 1704-nucleotide messenger RNA. RefSeq names its product PH domain-containing protein. The transcript is spliced from 4 exons. NCBI's taxonomy places the organism in Eukaryota, Fungi, Basidiomycota, Agaricomycetes, Agaricales, Mycenaceae. The record is from RefSeq and is a predicted model, not a curated record. The coding region runs from base 1 to 1704 and encodes 567 amino acids.
AUGAACAACCACGAAGGAGCCUCGAUUUCUCGCGCUACAUCCCUCUCUCGAGCCAGUCGCCCUGGCUCAUCGCUCUCCCGCAACCAAUCCCUCAUCAAGAAGAACGUUGCCCCACACGACCUCCGCCCGUCUGACAUCCUCAUCGAGCGAUUCGUGGCAUGGAAGGCCAUCGUCAAGCAACUCAUAGCCUACUUCGAGGGAAUCGCGGACAUUCACAACAGCAACGCCAAAGAACUGACCAAACUGGGUGCAGUUAUCCAAGUACCCUUUCGCGCGGGCAACCAGUUUCUGGGUGAGGGCGGGCUUCAGGACAUAUACUACGAUAUUCGAGACAAGACUCGUGCUAUUGCCGACCAGCAUGCUAAUCUUGGUCGCACAAUCGACAGUUCCAUCGUCCAACACCUGGAAAAGCUGAGAACUGAAAUCAAGGCACAUUUGAAGAACAUCCAAAACGACACUGGUAAACUAGCCAGCAAUGUCGCAAAGGAGCGUGAAUUGUCUACGCGUCUCAUCUCCGAGCUCUCCAGCGGCAUUUCUUCCUUCAAGAACACGCCAAUGGCAGUCACGAACAAGACAGACCCCUACGUUAUCAACCAAGCUGUCGUUCGACAGUUGACCAAACAAGUCCACGAGGAAAACCUGCUCCAGAAAUCGAUCAUCAUCAUGCAACAAAACAGCGCCCAUUUCGAAGAGGGUAUCGUGCGCGCAAUCCAGUCCGCUUGGCAAACUUACGACGAAUGGCAAGCUCGGAUGGGAACUUCGAUUGCGACAACCCAUUCAGAACUAACAACCCAUAUGGCGUCGCUGGCUCCGGAUCGAGAAUGGCUAGCGUUCAGCGGGAGAGCAGACCACCUCCUUGACCCCGAAACUCCUCUACGGAACCCGUCUACCAUCGUCUACCCAAGCAAAGACGACCCGAGUGUCGCCCCAGUCCACGCAGGUUUACUUGAACGCAAGAAACGCUACACGAGAGCGUACAAGGAGCAUUACUUUGUGCUUACCCCUGCUGGCUUUUUACACGAAUAUGCCUCCUCCGACCCCGUCAAUGCUCGAGAGCCGCUCUUUUCUCUGUUCCUCCCUAUGUGUACGCUUGGACCACCCAGUGGAAGCAGCGCCAAAUCCCACAAAUUCCAUAUCGAGGGCAGGAAAGACGGUAGCGGUACAACCAAGAGCGGCAGCAUUCGGCGAAGCUUAAGCCUCGGUCGCCUGGGCGGCAAUGAUCAUGCCUGGAGUUUCCGCGCGCGGAGUCGGGAGGAGAUGAUGGAGUGGUGGAACGACGUGCGAAUGCUUUGUGCGCGGUAUCUGGUGGCGAGCGAGCAGAUGGAGCGGAGUGGGCCCGUGGCUGCUGCGGUCAGGGCUGCUGGUUAUCUGAGCGAAGAUGAAGAAGGUAGUGAUGAAGGCAGUAGUGUUGAGGAGGAAGAUGAAGAAGAUGGGCUCGAGUAUGCUGAUGCUGAAGCAGACGGACCACCGAGUUAUUCGACACCCCACCAGGCUCUAGUUAUGGGCGCCAAUGGAUAUCCGAUUGACAAAAAGAAUGGACACAGUCGGCAACCGUCCAAUGCAGAUGGCGCCACAGUUUCGCGUCGUCCGAGCAAACGCCAACAGGAAAAGGCGCCCGAGGGUCGAGAGCCACAUCCUGCGGGCGAGGCAGAUGAAGAACCAGUGAUGCCUGGUGGGGAAAGCCGUUUCAAGGAGAAUGUUUGA